AUGUUUGGCUUCUUUUUACAAGAUCUUAAUCAACAAUUAAGACAAGCACAUACAGAUUUCAUAUCGACACGGUUGCAUACAAACGACCUAAUAGUGAAAACCUAUCGUGGACAAACAAUGUCACGUACAGAAAUUGAAUUACUUUACGAAGAUAAUAUAAUUACAGACCAAAGAAUUGUAAUAAAUAGUCUAUUUUCAACAUCCUAUGAUCGCUUGGUAGCAUUACACUUUUUACCUGAACCAGAGCAAUUAGAAGAACAAUUAGAACGCGUUCUAUUUGAAGUAAAAAUAGAUGCUCAUCAGCAACAAACUCAUUCAUUUUCUGAUGUUUCCCAAUUAAGUGCUAUUCCAGAUGAAUCAGAAAUAUUAUUUAUGACUGGAACACAUUUUUAUAUAGAUGCAGGUAGUAUAAAAUACGAUGAAUCAGAGAAAGUUUGGAUCGUAAAACUAAAAUUGGCAGAAGACUUUCAUAUGAAACAAGAUAAGGACUUUAUAUAUUCGCUGAAUGAUGACAAAAAAACAUUGAAAAACUGUAUCGCUAUACUUUUGGAUAAUAUACGUCAUGCAUUACCUGAAGAACUAGAUAAAAUAUUUGAUGGAUUAUUACAUAUGUAUCCACAAAAUGCAAAAUGGAUAUCAGCUUUGAAAUUCCAUUGUCUAGCUAAAUAUUAUCAGUAUCCAGACAGGAUGUCAUACACAGAGGCAUUACGCAACUAUAAUAAAGCAUUAUCACUGUGGUCAGAAUGCAUUAACGAUCACAAUGAUAGAUUAAAUCAUGCCGUUGAUAUUGGUAAACUUUACAAAGACCUUGCCUGGUUUUAUCAAUAUAAUAUGAAUGAUAAUCAACUGGCUGAUAGUCAUUAUAAUCUUUCUAUAGAACUCAAUCAACUAGCACAUGCAUCGGCAGCUACAAGUGCUAAUGAACAUAUAGAUUUGCUACAUAGAUUAAGUGAUAUAUAUGAAAAUAAAAUGAAACUGAUCACUAGGGAAUUAAAUCGAAAGCAAGACUAUGGUUUACUGGCCAUCAACUUUAAACAAGAAGAAAUACAAGCCAGAAAGAAUCGAAAUGAUUUUAGUGAUUACGAUCAAAUUAUAAUAUCUACUGGGCAAAUUGCUCGUCUGUAUAAAGCAAUUAAUAAAUAUGAUGAAGCCUUAUUCUGGUAUGAAAAAGUUUUAGAAAUUGAACUACGAGAAGAACCUAUUUGUUACUAUUCGAUUGAUGAAAUUUAUAAAGAAAUUAUUCAAAUUUAUACUGAUCGUCAGAAUCCCGGCGAUUAUCAACUAGUUGAGAAAUACAAAUUAAUGAUGCAUGAAAAUUUAUUGAAAAUGAAUCAUGUUUCAUCAGAAUUCGAUUAUAGCGAUAAAGAUGAGAAAACGGAGAUCACUCGUGGACAUCUCUGA
Messenger RNA from Rotaria sp. Silwood2, 1401 nucleotides. The record is from the annotation of a GenBank genome assembly. NCBI's taxonomy places the organism in Eukaryota, Metazoa, Rotifera, Eurotatoria, Philodinida, Philodinidae.